CUGGGAGCUGAGGAAUGGGAUGGCAUUGAUACUUGGGAUGGUGACAUGUUCACUCACUCCAGAGUAGACCCUAGCCCCCUCCUUGCAGAGAGCAAGAGGACACGGAGGGAUGGCUUGGGGCAAGGAGGUGGCAUUGGCUGGAGGCAAGGAGGUGGCAUUUAUUGAGCACUCAUGGCACGUGCAGUCCCAUGGGAAACGCUAUUUAUCAGCAUGAUCUCAUUUAGGCCUCACAACAACCCCAUGAGUUGGGUGCCAUUAUCAUCCUAUUUUACUGCUGAGGAAACUGGGGCUCAGAGAGCUGAAUCACUUGUUCCAGGUCGCACUGCUAAGAAACUAGACUCUGCUGACUUCAGCUCUGCCAGCUGGGAAGGAAGGAGUGUAGACAGGAAGUGGGGAGGGUGGGUACUGUGCGCUACAUUUACUCACAGGUCCCUCGUCUCUUACGAGCGGGGGCUGCCACCGCUGCAGGUAGCUCCUCUAGCAGCAGAUCUGGGGAGGGGCUCCCCAAACUCCCUGUCCAGACGAUGCCCCCAUCUGCCACUCAGCUAAGCCCCAGAUUGUUCUAAAAUGCCCACACUGAGCCAGGUAUUGGGCUGGGCCCUGAGAUGUCACGAGAGCAAGACAGGCAUGUUGACGCCCCUCGGAGACCUCGGUCUAGAGGGAGGCAGAGAUGAACUGAAGGUUCACCCAGAAGAGUGUCCAAUUACAGCUGGGCCCAGAGCCCCUGUUCUGAGGACACUGAGCAUAUGUAACAGGACCUGACUUUGUUUGGGGGGCAAAGGUUAGAGCGGAUCAGGAGCAUGAUGUCUGAGACGCGAAGGAGGCAGGGAGCUGGAAGGGAGAGCAUGGAGACAGGAGGGUACAUUGCUGAAAUGGACAAGGCUGGGGUGGCUGGGACAGACAAAACUAGUGAAAACCUGUUGCCAUGGGGUUAAUUCUGACUCAUGGCGACCCUAUAGGACAGAGUAGAACUCCCCGUAUGGAUUUCCAAGGCUGUAAAUCUUUACGGAAGCAGACUGCCUCACUUUGCUCCCUUCGAGCAGCUGGUAGGUUCCAACCACUAACCUUUGGGUUAGCAGCCGAGCGCUUAACCACUGUGCCACCAGGGCUCCUUAAAACUAAUCACUGGUGAUAGAAAUCAGAUCAGUGCUUACCCUCUGGGGAGGAUGACUACGAGGGGCUUGCAGGGACCUUCUGGGGUGAUGGGAACAUCCUUUUUCUUGAUCUGGGUGCUGCUCACACGGGUGUCUACACUGGUCGAAACUCACUGAACUGCCUUUUGAAGAUCUGUGUAUUUUGUGUGUGUAAAAUAUACCCCCCAAAAGCAAGCAAAUGGACUAGCGGGUGGGUGCUUGAGCCUGCAGGAGCCCGGGCGUCUGCUCAGGUAAAGGAGUGUGAGUAAGAGGAAAGGGGAGGGGCUCCUGCCUGGAGCUCAGGAAGCAGCUGCCAAGGCCAAGGGGCCUCCAUUCCCCAUCCCUUGCUGGGACUGGCUUUGUGGGAGGCCGGAGGAGGCCUCAGCUGCUGGGGUGUCCCUCCUCCUAGGUCCUCCGUAGGUCCAACCCUUCUGUCCUGCAGUGGCUGCUACCUUGCUCAGAGAUUGUCAAUGGCUUCCUAGCGCCCAAGUUGAAAAGAAGUUUUCUGCCUCUUCACUCACUCCAUGACUCCUGCCCACUUUGCUUUGCUCCCACGGUGCCCCUCGCCUGGAGUGCCCUCUCUAUCACCCCUUACACUGCCUCUCUUUUCUUUAGGGCUCAGUGCCCCAGGCCAAGGAGACCUUUUCAAGCUUUGAAUCUAUCCAUCUACUCCUCGGGGCACCUCGUUUGCUCAUCCCCUUCCCCACUACUCCCAGGACGACUGUAUCUCACCCCAUCCUUGUCCCCAGCCCUGGGGACAGAGACCAGGCUGAGCAACAGAUACCUCCAGGUUAGCCCUCCUCCACUUGAGGCCUCAGUCUUUCCAUCUGUAAACUGGAUGCCUCUGCUUGUGUCACCGAGUGGCCACUGUUUCCUCGCCUGUCCCUCCCACUCAGGUGAGAGCCAUACAAGGCAGGGACAGCGGCUUGAGGAUUUUUGAUUCCCCAGAAGGCUAAGGAAGGAGACAGAGGUCAGUCUGAUGCCUGGUUCUGUCUUAGCCAUGUGUCCCGUUGACCCUCACAGUUCUCAUCUCUAAAAUGGUAUUAAAAAUAACAACAGUAGCAGUAGCAGCAGCUUGCUGGUAUGUGCUGAUCACAGGACCACUCUCUGGUAAGCACGUUGAUUGUAUUUUCUCAUUUAAUCCUCACCCUGUGAGACAGGUCCUAUUUUAACCCCAUUUUACAGAUGAGGAAACUGAGGCUCAGAGAGGUUCUGGGAUUUGCCUAAACUAAGGUCACUUAGCUUGUAAAUUACAGUUUGGGGAUUAAAUUUUUAAGAAGCCUAAAGCAGACUUUCCGGGGCCACCAGGCUCCUUGAGGGGAAGCCGGGAACUCCCCCAAAUCCCUGAGGCUUAAAGUUGGGCCCUUGAUCUGACUUCCCAUCAGCUGCAUAGCAGUGUUCUCCCCAAGCUUCCUCUGUGCCCACGCCAUCCUUAAUUGGAGGGCGGGAGGCUCUGGGAGGCCCCUCUGGGCACUGUCCUGCCUUGUGCCCACACUGCUGCCAGGGGCCAGAGAGGAGGAAUUUCUGCGGGCACAGAGCAGGUAACUGGGGAAUGUUUGUGGAAUACUCCAGCAAUGAGGAAACAGGUAAGGAAAGUCAGGCACUCCCCACUGUAUGAAGUUGUUGGUGUGUGCUGUUGACUCGAUUCCAACUCGUAGUAACCCUAUAGGAUAGAGUAGAACCGCCCCACAGGGCUACCUAGGUUAUAAUAUUUACAGAAACAGAUCACCAAGUCUUUUCUCCCUCAGAGCCACUGAGUGAGUUCACAUGGCCGACCUUUCACUUAGCAGCAGAGCGCAUAACCAUUAGAAUAUUAUCCAGCAAUUAAAACGAUGUUUUUGAAGAUAACAUAGAAAAAUGCCCAUGAUGUGAUGUGAAACGAAUUCCUGAGUCUCAGUGUCCUCAUCUCUGAAAUGAGGAUAACAAUGAUACCAGCUCCUGGAGGUGUUGACAGUGGAGUAACGAGAGGGGUGCAGGGAGUGCAGACCACACUGGUGACACUCAGAGGGGGCGACAGUGUCAGAGGAGGUGACACUGCCGGGGGGGUGAUACUGUCAGGGGAGUGAUAUUGAGUUGGAAUCGACUCGACGGCAACAGGUUUGGUUUUUUUUGAUUAGGAAUAUCAGAUGUAGAAAAAAAUACUAAAAGGAAAUGCACCAAACCGGUAAGAGAGGUUAGCCAUGGAGUGUAGGAUUAUGGGUGAGACUUAUUUGCUUCUUUGGACUUUUCUGUGUUUUCCUAAAAUUUCCUCAGUUAAAAGAAGAAAACCAUAAUGGCUAUGUCAUUUGGGAGUGAGUUCUAGACUUUCCUCAACUGGUGCUGACCAGUCUGCGGAGACAUUGUUCUUAUCUUGAUUUGCACUGCUUCACAGGAUGGGGGCUCUGUCCCUCAAGUUCACGCUUGUUCCUGGUCCCAGCACCAUUCCUGGCGCACAGCCCUGGAGACAGCAUGGCUCCUGCAGUGGCCCCCACCCUCAUCUAUCUGCUGCUGUUCCUGAGGGCUGUGCCCGCGGCGGCCCACUCCAUGCCCCGACAGGCCACCUUCCUGGAGGACACAGGUGGUAGCGGGGAGGCCGAGGGCUCGUCAGCCUCCUCCCCGAGCCUUGCACCACCCCGGACGCCAGCCCUCAGCCCCACGUCGGUGGGGCCCCAGCCCACGGAGCUGGCUGGCCCCCCACCACCCACCAACUUCCUAGACGGGAUCGUGGACUUCUUCCGCCGGUACGUGAUGCUCAUCGCCGUGGUGGGCUCGCUGGUGUUCCUGCUCAUGUUUAUCGUCUGUGCCGCGCUCAUCACCCGCCAGAAGCACAAGGCCUCGGCCUACUACCCCUCGUCCUUCCCCAAGAAGAAGUACGUGGACCAGAGUGACCGGGCCGGGGGCCCCAGGGCCUUCAGCGAGGUCCCCGACCGGGCUCCCGAUGACCGGCCCGAGGAGGCCCUGGACUCCUCCCAGCAGCUGCAGGCCGACAUCCUCGCUGCCACCCAGAACCUCAAGUCUCCCGCCAAGGCCGCCCCGGGCGGUGGGGACGGAGCCAAGAUGGUGGAGUGCAAGUCAGAGGAGGAGAAGAAGGGCAGCCAGGAGGCAGACGAGGAGGCCCAGGGAUGCGCUGUCCCAGCGGAGAGCCCUGAGGUGCAGGAGGAGCCCUGCUCAGCAGGGGCCCAGGGGCCUCUGGCAGCUGGUGAGGGCCAAGGGGAGCCAGAUGCAGCGUCUUCGUUAGCCCAGGAAGCUGGGGGCCCCACUGGUCCCCUUGAAAGCCCCUGUGCUUGCAGCAGUAUCACCCCCAGGGUCUAACAGCCUCCCCCCGGGCUGUUGGCCCUGACUGUUGGCCCCUGAGUGGUCACUUCCUUGGGCAUGACAAAGCCCUGAUGGCUCCCAGACACCCCCUCUUUGGCCAUCCCCCCUGCAAACCCCAGAGCUUUCUGUUCUUACAGCUGGCAGAGGGGCUAUUCGCCGCCAACCCCAGGAGCCUCCCCAAGUUCCAGAAACAUGUGCCUCUGCAGCUCCAAGGGGCUGAGUCCCCAAACACUACUUCUCUGGGGAGAUGGGCAUUGAACUGUUGGAGUCAUGAUACAACGGCCCACGGAAUCAGCCACGUCAAUUGGGAAACAGAAGUCCCAGGUCCAACAGUGCAACAUCGCCCCUCUUCCAUCAAAGUAGAAGAGAGAAACAGAAUAACUAGGCACUUGGGAAGAGGUUGAAGGGGAGACCCUCAAGUCUCCAGGUUGGUCAAGCUCAAGGCAGUCUGGGAUGAAGCAAUAUUCCGGACUGUGCAGUUUCUAUUCUUCGUGUUCCCCUCGCAACCCCAAAUAUUUUGGUGUCGCUCUGCCUCUGUCCAGAGCUACCACAGCAGAAGUGGUCCUGACUGAUCUGGGACCUUCUACCAGGGUCCUUAUACACGUGAUGACAGGCCCAAGAUGAGCACUUCCCAAACUUGGUUGCUUGAGGUACCCCAGUGCAGGGUGGGGAAAGGCUUUCAAAUGAGUGGAGGAACCACUGCCUCUCUCCCCCGCCCCUUGGGCUCCCCAGGGCUCUGACAAGUCCUGCAUUCAGGGCCCCUAUUGAAUUUGGGUUCGCUUAGCCUUUUCCCAAACUCGUUUUGACCAUGGAGGAUUUUUUUCUUUUUUUUUUUUUUUAAACAGAAACAGAGGAAAAUCCUGCAGAACUUACUUUCGAAAAUAUUGCCAUCAUUUUUCCCAAAGAUGCCCCCAGUUUCUUGUUGGUCCAGGGAUGUGGGGACCUGCUUGCUGCCCAAGCAACCUCUGCCCAGGGGUGAAUUGGGGUGAAUGAAUUGGACCCUUCCUUUCAGAUCCUCAAAGCAGCUUAGAAGCUGGGGGAGCCGUGUGAGGGGGCCCCCACUCCAGGGGAAGCCUGAGGAGAUAGGGGAGGGGCUCCAAUGCCCAGCCUGGAUCAGGGUACUCUGGCCCCCUGCCCUUUGCUCUCACACAUGGUCUGUCAGCAUAGUCCACAGCAGUCUUAGUCCUCGACAGGGAGCCUGAGCUCUGACCUGACUUGGGAGGCCUGGGGGGCUCCCCUGAUCCCGCCGUCCGGAGCAUUCUCUGCACAGCCCUUGGGGGCUGAGAUGUAGCGAACCAGCACAAUAAAGCUCUAUUCUGGCCUGCA
Loxodonta africana (African savanna elephant) is the source of this 5753-nucleotide messenger RNA. RefSeq names its product transmembrane protein 119 (gene TMEM119). The record is from RefSeq and is a predicted model, not a curated record. Bases 3582 to 4424 code for a protein of 280 amino acids. Gene Ontology annotation, biological process: positive regulation of bone mineralization; positive regulation of osteoblast differentiation; ossification. The transcript has 3 exons. Gene Ontology annotation, cellular component: plasma membrane. NCBI's taxonomy places the organism in Eukaryota, Metazoa, Chordata, Mammalia, Proboscidea, Elephantidae.